Camelina sativa (false flax) is the source of this 2786-nucleotide messenger RNA. RefSeq names its product alpha-L-fucosidase 2. NCBI's taxonomy places the organism in Eukaryota, Viridiplantae, Streptophyta, Magnoliopsida, Brassicales, Brassicaceae. Gene Ontology annotation, biological process: carbohydrate metabolic process. The record is from RefSeq and is a predicted model, not a curated record. Gene Ontology annotation, molecular function: alpha-L-fucosidase activity.
GUGGUACUCAUAAUUUUUUGAGGAAACAUCUCCAUCGUGAAAUUAGUGCGAUAUCUCUUUACGCGGCUAUUUCAAGACCAAACCUUUCUAUCUUGGAGAGUGAAAGUAACACUCACAGAAGCAGCAGCAAUGGCGGAGAAGUCGAGCUUCUUCGUUCAUUUCUCUUUUCUUCUGCUUCUUCUACUAACAUGUGCCCAUGGAGUGAGGAGGACAUUAAUGGACGGAGGAGGCCAAGAUCUUUCGACGCCACCGCUUAAACUGACGUUUGCUGGUCCCUCUCGGAACUGGACCGACGCCAUUCCCAUCGGUAAUGGUCGUCUCGGAGCCACGAUCUGGGGCGGCGUCUCCUCAGAGACUCUCAACAUCAAUGAGGAUACAAUUUGGACUGGGGUACCAGCAGACUACACGAACCCGAAUGCUCCAGAAGCAUUAGCAGAAGUUAGGAGGCUAGUUGAUGACAGAAACUAUGCUGAAGCUACUACAGAAGCUGUCAAAUUGUCAGGCCAUGCUUCUGAUGUUUACCAGCUAGUGGGAGAUUUGAAUUUAGAGUUUGACAGUUCACAUCGUAAGUACACUCAAGACUCCUAUCGCCGUGAACUCGACUUGGAAACAGCAGUAGCCAAAGUAAGUUACUCGGUUGGUGCUGUGGAAUUCUCAAGGGAGUUUUUUGCUUCUAAUCCUGAUCAAGUGAUUGUAGUCAAGAUCUAUGCAAGCAAACCGGGAUCUCUGUCUUUUAAGGCUUCUUUUGACAGUGAGUUGCAUCACCAUUCAGAGACAAACCCCAAGGCGAAUCAGAUUCUGAUGUGGGGAAGUUGUCGCCCCAAGCGUCUUCCUGUGAACAUGAAGAAAAGUAUCAACGCUACGAAUAUAGCUUAUGAUGAUCACAAAGGACUGCAGUUUGCAUCGGUUCUUGAAGUGAGAGUUAGCAAUGGUGGCUCUGUGUCUUCCUUAGGUGGCAAGAAACUAAGUGUUGAGAAAGCGGACUGGGCGGUUCUGCUUCUGACUGCUUCAUCUAACUUUGACGGACCAUUUACGAUGCCUGCUGAUUCUAAGAGAGACCCUGCUAAAGAAUGCGUUAACAGAAUCAGCUCAGUCCAGAAAUACUCAUACUCUGAUCUUUAUGCUCGUCAUUUGAGUGACUAUCAGAAGCUUUUCAACCGGGUGUCUUUGCAACUUUCCGGCAGCUCAGCAAAUAAAGCCGUGCAUCAGGCAGCUUCAACUGCUGAAAGGGUGCGAUCAUUUAAAAACGAUCACGACCCUUCAUUGGUGGAGCUUCUGUUCCAAUAUGGUCGAUACUUGCUUAUAUCUUCUUCAAGACCUGGAACUCAGGUGGCUAACUUGCAGGGCAUAUGGAACAGGGACAUUCAGCCACCAUGGGAUGGUGCUCCUCACCUGAACAUUAAUCUCCAGAUGAACUAUUGGCAUUCUCUUCCUGCUAAUAUUCAUGAAUGCCAGGAACCAUUGUUCGAUUAUAUGUCUGCUUUAGCAGUAAAUGGCCGCAAGACAGCACAAGUGAACUACGGAGCAAGUGGUUGGGUGGCACAUCAAGUAUCAGACAUAUGGGCAAAAACUUCACCAGAUAGAGGUGAGGCAGUGUGGGCCCUCUGGCCCAUGGGUGGAGCGUGGCUCUGCACUCAUGCAUGGGAACAUUAUACAUACACAAUGGAUAAGGAAUUUCUUAACAAGAAGGCAUACCCAUUGUUGGAAGGAUGUACAUCGUUUCUUUUGGACUGGCUGAUCAAAGGUAAAGACGGAUUUCUCCAGACGAAUCCAUCGACUUCCCCUGAACAUAUGUUUACUGCUCCAAAUGGCAAACCUGCUAGUGUUAGCUACUCAUCAACCAUGGACAUUGCCAUUGUAAAAGAAGUCUUCUCUAAUAUUGUUUCCGCUUCAGAGGUUUUGGGAAAAACUAAUGAUACUCUUAUUGGAAAAGUCAUUGCUGCUCAAGCAAAACUUCCACCCACUAGAAUAUCAAAGGAUGGUUCCAUUAUGGAAUGGGUAGAAGACUUUGAGGACCCAGAGGUACAUCAUAGACAUGUUUCACAUCUCUUUGGCCUCUUCCCAGGUCAUACAAUCACAGUUGAGAAGUCUCCAGAACUUGCUAAAGCCGUGGAAGCAACCCUUAAAAAGAGAGGAGAGGAAGGACCAGGUUGGUCAACCACCUGGAAAGCCGCCUUGUGGGCAAGGCUUCACAAUAGCGAGCUUGCAUAUCGGAUGGUUACACAUAUUUUUGAUCUUGUGGAUCCUUUGAACGAACGUAAUUAUGAAGGAGGAUUGUAUAGUAACAUGUUCACUGCACACCCGCCAUUCCAGAUUGAUGCCAAUUUUGGAUUCGCAGCAGCAGUAGCGGAAAUGUUAGUGCAGAGCACGACAAAGGAUCUGCAUUUGCUCCCGGCGCUUCCAGUAGAUAAAUGGCCAAACGGUAAUGUGAAAGGGCUAAGGGCAAGGGGCAGUGUGACGGUUAGUAUAAAGUGGACGGAAGGGAACCUUGUGGAGUUUGGCCUUUGGUCAGAACAGAUUGUGUCCACCAGAAUAGUGUACAAAGGGAUCUCUGCAGAUACCAAAUUGUUGCCAGGGAAAAUCUUUACUUUUGACAAAGAUUUGAAAUGUGUUCGGACCGAGAAUUUAUAAAGAAGUGAGAGACAAAAUCUUGAUUUUCAAAUCUGUUUUUGUUCAUUUAACAGAGAAAGUCCAUUGUUUGUCAUCGUUCCACGAGUUAUAUGUGCAAGUGUAAGUGUGUAAAACAAAUGUAUCCAAAAGGUUUACAGUGAAUUCCUUAUUUUCCA